This is a messenger RNA of Drosophila subpulchrella, 1196 nucleotides long. It is a transcript of the gene MED21, whose product is annotated as mediator of RNA polymerase II transcription subunit 21. Gene Ontology annotation, biological process: regulation of transcription by RNA polymerase II. The transcript has 2 exons. The record is from RefSeq and is a predicted model, not a curated record. NCBI's taxonomy places the organism in Eukaryota, Metazoa, Arthropoda, Insecta, Diptera, Drosophilidae. Gene Ontology annotation, cellular component: mediator complex. Gene Ontology annotation, molecular function: transcription coregulator activity. Bases 239 to 661 code for a protein of 140 amino acids.
UUCUUACAUCUCUAAAGUACUCUUACCUUGAAAUUGUCAUUUUGCAAAUAAGUAUUAAUGCUUGGUUAUCAUUAUCUGUAGAUCAAUAUACUAUAUUUGGAGAAAGCAAUAAACUUUUUUUUCCGAAGUGCUUUAAAAAUGCGGUUAUGAAAUGCUGCCCCAUAAAUAAACCAGGAAUGUUAUUUCAUAUUUGCUAUACAUACAUUGCUUUCAUCAUCAUAAUUCAAUAAAUUUUAAAAUGGCUGAUAGACUUACGCAGUUGCAAGACACAGUUAAUCAGCAAGCAGAGCACUUUUGCAACGCGAUUGGUGUGAUUCAGCAAACAUCCUUUCCUAGUAAAUUUCCAAAUUUCGACCGCACAGGAUGCCAAACGCCCAACCCAACUCAGCCGCAAGAGGACUAUGCCCAGCUUUUUGCACAGUUAAUUGCAAGAUGUGCCAAAGAUAUUGACACAUUAAUAGAGUCAUUACCAAAUGAAGACAGUUCCAUUGAACUGCAAAAUUCCAGCCUAAAGAAACUUGAGAUUGAAAAUCAAGAAACUGCACACGAACUUGAGGAAGUCGUUCGAAGGGGCGAGCUUUUGCUAGAAAAAAUGCAGUCUGCAUUGGAAAACAUUGCUCAAGCUCAAUUGGAUAUGCAAAUAACUCUGAAAACGAAUUAAAAAUUUUCGAACAAAUUAAACAUUACCUUCUCUAAAUUAUAUUUUUCACAGAUUGCGAUUAAAAGUAAACCAUUUUUAAUCCUAUUAAAGAGUAAAUAAGACUACUUUAGUAAUAGAAACAUCAGCCGGCAUCAUUCGAAGAUGCGUACCAUUGCUGGAUUGCUGCAACAGUUGAUCGCAAAGUUCCCUAAACGAACCGUUUUUUUAUACCCUUGCAGAGGGUGUUAUGAUUUCAGUCAGAAGUUUGCAACCCAUAAAGUAUAUAUAUUCUUGAUCAGCAUCACUAGACGAGUCGAUCAAGCCAUGUCCAAAAGUCUUCUUUCUUUUGCAGGUAGUAUAUAAGUCGGAACCAGCCGGAUCGGUCAACUAUAUCUUAUCGCUCCCAUAGGAACAGUGGCGGAUCUACGGUUGCUGGCGCCCGGGGCAAAGCGAUAAAUUCCGCCCCCUCCCUAUUCGCUGUACGAAUAACAUUAGGAGUAUUUUAAGUGUAAAUAGGUUAUUAAUUAUUAAAAGCUUAUACGUUUGAAGAAUUGUA